Molecule: messenger RNA, 1899 nt
Organism: Porites evermanni
Lineage: Eukaryota; Metazoa; Cnidaria; Anthozoa; Scleractinia; Poritidae
Source: the annotation of a GenBank genome assembly
AAAUCUUGUAUUCGACUGUCUCUUCGUGAACUAGAUGAGCCAUGUAAUACUCAAAAGAAGGAGGACUUUCUCACGGCAUGGAAACUAAUUAUGGACCUGCCACCAACUAAUCCGAACUCAUUCUGGUCAAUAGCAUCAUACCAUGGCAUGCCAUUCAAAUACCGUGAAGUUCCACUGCUUGGGGAUGAAAGUAAGAAGGACUCCAGUGGCACUAGUAACGAUAAGGUUCGAGAACUGGAGACAAUGUGGGGUGGCUACUGCCAACAUGCCAAUGUUCUCUUCCCAUUUUGGCACCGACUUUAUUGCCAUCGUUUAGAACAGGCACUGCAGUCAGUACUGGAAAAGGGGAAAGAACGAGUGGCAUUGCACUACUGGGAUGAAUCAAGCGAAGAAACCAAGAAGAAAGGUCUGCCCGACAUCGUCACACACAAGAAGGUGAAAAUUGGUGGGAAGAGUGUGUCAAAUCCCCUGUUCAAAUUCACGCUGCCCAUGCCCAUUAAUGAUUAUGUUCCAAACAAGAAAGAAGAUGUUCCAAGCUUUGAUGUAAAUAGCAAGUUUUAUCAGAAAGAAGUUGGCUAUGACACCUGCAGGUAUCCAUACUCGGGCAUCCGAAAUCCUGAUGCUGCUAAGGAAGCCGCAGACCGUCACAAUGCCAGUAUCAAAGAGGAAGAUGCGAUACCCCUUUUACAAGAAAACAUCAAGCGCUGGCUACUUGGUGGUAACACAGGUGAAGUAUGUAAACCACCUGAAGCGUGUGAACUAGUUAUGGGUGUUGCCGAGCAGUUUGAACGUUGCCUUGAGACACAAGAGUACAAUCCAUUCUCAAACACGACAAGUGCUGGUUGUGAUAAGCUUGGUUCAUUUGCUUCAAUUGAGCAGCCACAUAAUGAUCUACAUUUGGCCGUAGGUGGAUUCACACAACCGGAAAUUAAUAAAGAUGGAAGCGUCAAAGAGGAUGCCCAGGGCAACGUCAAGUUGCUUGGUCCAAUUCACGGAGCAAAUGGUGACAUGGGUGCGAACGAGGUGGCUGCGUACGACCCAGUUUUCUUCUUGCAUCACAGCAACAUUGAUCGCAUGCUUUCGGUCUGGCAGAAGAAGCAUAAGAAGACGAAUCCGGGACCAUUCACCAUUGACAACAGUGAUGAAAAUGACCAAGGCAUCUCGAACAGCAGGCAAGGUGCUACUCCCUACCAGACAUGGGGCCAAAAGCUAAACGAGAAUACCAUUCUUUACCCGUUUCAAGAUGAGUACGGUGUCCCUCGAAAAUCCCUCGAUUGCAUCGACAUUGUCAGUCAGCUUGGUUAUGAUUACUCCAUUGGCUCGCUGGAUCGACAAGACUGGCCUGAACCUGAAGAAGUAAAGACGAUCUCCCUGCUACAUAAACGCGUGGAGGACAUUCGUUCUGAGCUGGAAGAUUUUGAACGGAAAAAGAAAAAGAGAAGUGCCACAGGUCCCCAACGCCUCCGACUGAUAUUUGACCUUACUCAACUUCCUGAAAUGCAGGAAUGUUUUCCUGGCAUGCCCAUGUUACCACAUGCUCCUUUCGACUUUGAAAUAAAGGGACUGCAUUGCCGUUUGGAAGAUUUUAUUCAGGUCUUGGAUGUCAGCAAGGACAAGAUUUCAGGAUCUUUCCUUGUGCAAGUGUUCUACAGAGCAACUACUGGAAAGCUAUACUAUCUGGGACAGCGCGGUGUUCUGUCCAGGUGGAGCAGAAGCAACUGCGCUAACUGCCAGGAACGCAGGAUGGCUGACAUCUCCAUUCUAAUCAAAAGAGUGGACAGUGCUCAUUUUGACCUAAAGAAAAACCUAGAGGUGCACCUUGUGGGUAAGGACGGGAUGAACGGUAAGUACAUAACAGAGGUAAUCCCUGGCAAAGAUCUGGCAGCUGACGGAAGUGCU